Molecule: messenger RNA, 745 nt
Organism: Anopheles stephensi (Asian malaria mosquito)
Lineage: Eukaryota; Metazoa; Arthropoda; Insecta; Diptera; Culicidae
Exons: 1
Coding region: 223-702 (159 amino acids)
Source: RefSeq, a predicted model, not a curated record
AAACGACACCCCCGCAAGAGUUGACAUCAGACAUCGUUACGAGUUGGUCGUACACACCCUUACCGAGCCUGAUGGAAAGUGGGGUUUACGACUAUGAUAACCUGCAGAAGAUGAAGAACAUGGUCUACGAACAGCAGGACAAAAGAAUCGCGUCUUCGGUGUUACACAAGAUGAUAACCGGCCAGCACCCAAAUCUGCAAGGCUUUUCCUUCGAACCGCUAAAUGUCGGAGAAUCUUAUCCAUAGUGCCUUUAACAGAUACUGGAACAAGUUGGUGUCAUGGUCGACAUGGCUAGGUAAUAUAACCUCGACAGCCUUGGGUGUCUAUAUAAUCGCCAGAAGCUUCAAGUUCAUAGUAGACACCAUCAUACACGGUAGAAUACUGUAUGAUAUCUACGGCAUCGGCUGGCAACUACUAGCCUCGUUCUGGGACUCGCUUACGAAUCUACUAUCUCAUCGCAACCACAUGAGAGAAAGCAGAAAGGCGAGCGGCGGGGAAGACAAUACCGUAAUUGACAGCCAGGCGGAAGUCGAAAAUAAGCAGCCAGUGCGCAGACCAAACCAGAAGACGAAGAAGAUAUUUCCCGAAUUGCACCACGAGAUAGAUCUUCAAGAGCAGUAUGGGCAACCUCGCAUCGACCGAGCGAGACUCGAAGACAACAUUUCACCUGCGACCACUGAUCAGGCGUCUGGACAUCUAUAACUCAUCGUGGUAUAGUUGCGUGCGCAAGAUACAAAUAAUUUUG